Messenger RNA from Boeremia exigua, 3142 nucleotides. Its product is annotated as MMS19 nucleotide excision repair protein-like protein. The transcript is spliced from 2 exons. Gene Ontology annotation, cellular component: cytosolic [4Fe-4S] assembly targeting complex. The record is from RefSeq and is a predicted model, not a curated record. Bases 49 to 3114 code for a protein of 1021 amino acids. Gene Ontology annotation, biological process: iron-sulfur cluster assembly. Lineage: Eukaryota; Fungi; Ascomycota; Dothideomycetes; Pleosporales; Didymellaceae.
GCCGUCCUUCCAGUACGACCGACACAAGCCUUGAGACGCGUCGCGAGUAUGUCAGACAUCCAGCAAUACCUGCUGGACUAUGACCGUAAUAAGAAGGAAGCGUCUGCCACCGCGCAGCGUAGCGCAAUCCAACUGCAAAGCGGCCAAUUGAAGCUUCUGAAGCUGGUGGGAGACCUCGGAGAAUACUUCAACAGCGAAGAUGGCGCAGUACGCUCGAAAACGGUUUCCUACCUCGCUGAGGUCGUUGCCGCGACGCCCCAAAAGGUGCUGUCGCUGCAGCAGCGGAAUCUACUCUGUGACUUUGUAGUGUCCCGCACGGAAGACAGCGAAGGCAUAGGGUCUUGUGCGAAGGCGCUGUUGGCACUUGAAGCGCUGGGCAAGUGGGACGACACGAGAGUGGUGGCCAUACUGGAAUCCCUGCUCAGCAACACACACCCUCUCCGCCAGUACAAGCAGCAGACGGAACGAUACCCCGUCCUUCGACUCAUCGAUACACUCAUGGCCAAAUACCGGGAGCCCCUCCGCGUACAUCACAUAGAGAAUGGCGAUUUCCUGCCCCGCUUCAUAUCGUACUUCGAUGGCGAGAAAGACCCUCGCAAUCUGAUGGUUGUUUUCUCCAUUUUGCGGGUGCCCAUGACUGAAUGGAGUAUUGGUGCCGACGCCCAGGACCUCUUCGAUGCCGUCUUUAACUACUUUCCUAUUACUUUUCGACCGCCACCGGACGACCCGUACGGUAUCACUGCUCAAGAUCUGAAGGACCGCUUGAGAGAUUGCAUAUCUUCGACACCAGACUUUGCGCCAUACGCCUUUCCCGCCUUGCUGGACAAGCUUGACUCGACGUCAAUGAAUACGAAGCGCGACGUUUUACAAGCGAUCACCGCGUCAGUGCAUGAAUACGGCGCUCGAACGAUCUCGCUUUACUCGAUAACUCUAUGGGAUGCUUUGAAGUUCGAGAUUUUAAACGUACAGGAGGAGGAUCUCGCAGAGGAAGCUCUGAAUGGUCUGGCCGCUAUCGCACGAUCUUUGUCACAGGGCACCAGCGGACCACUCAACGCUUACCUACGCCCCAUUGUAAAAGAAUGCAAUGAACACCUUGAGGAUGCGCCAACGAAACAGUCACAAGCAUCUGCACGUAUAUUACACAAGAUCGCGCAAGUGUCUGCUGAGGUCAACAACAUCUUGUUAGCAGGUGUGCUUCCUACUUUGUUUCUGCUGUUUCAGAACGCAGACACCAUGGCAAAGCGAAGGGGGCUACUCGAAGUUUUGAUACAGUUGAUCCGUGCCAACGUAGCCGAGUAUGGUGACUGGCGUGCACCAGGCGCCUCCGGCGAUCAAGUGAGCACCAAUGCGUUAAGGGGAUUCAGCGGGCAAGCGUUGGAGAUCCUACUUAAUGGCGUUGAAUCAGCGCCAGUAAAAGAGGUCUCAUUCCGCCUAGUGUGCUUGGAUGGACUCCUACAGUUGUCUAAAGUACGACAACUCCUGAGCGACGAAGAGAUUCGCCGAACAAUCCAGGUCAUUCAAAACGUGGUCGUGUACGAAGAUCCAUAUGGGAAGGACGAGGUCAAAGAAGCUGCCGUGAGUGGUCUUGUGGAGAUUGCACAUCAAAAGCCUCAGCUUGUGGUCGACAAUGCUUUCCCUGUCUUUUUGGCCCAGCUACCGGACUGCGAUACAGAUGGCUCAAAGAGCUACUCCUCGGUACUGGAAGCAUUUGCAAAGCUUGCAAGUGAAGAGAAGAUUUUCGACACUGUCCUCCUGCGAUUAAAGAACAAGUUCAGCACUGCAGUGCAACAAGGCGCAUCGUCAAGUUACUUGGUUGCGCUGUUGUCUGCCAUGCUCUAUGCCCUCAAUAAGGGGGAGGCAAAGCUCUCCCAAAGCCCCGAAACGUCCACCUAUUACAACGAUAUUGCACUACCACUGCUACAGCGAGCGUCCAGCUCAGACUCAUCGCAUCCGGCGGCUUUCAACGACGAGAGUACGCUCGAUCUCGUCGGACGUAUAUGCGGCCUAAUUAUCAGAUCACAAACCGUAGAGUCGCAGACUAUGAUUGCGACAGAAGUAUACACACUUUUCCGUGGCACGACGCAAUCCGAGCUGCCUCCCUUCAACCUCGACUCUGCGCCAGAGACGGACAAGACGAUGGUGAUCAGCACUCACCUCUUGGCUUCUUUUAGGAGAGAGACUGCCCUGCCAUGUGAGCUGCAGCUUCUCACAACCUCACUGGCCGGGUACGCGCAACUACCGCGCCUUUCGGUACCUGUCCGCUCCGCUUCCCUGCGGCAACUUUCUCUCGUCAUCAACAAAUACUAUUCCGCAUCUGGUCUAAAGACAUGCAUGGACCCUUUGCUAUCUGAAUUCGAUUUGUUCAGCAGCGAGAAGCUCGACACUCAACGUAUACGAGUAAUUUUCGCCUGUCUGAAAGGCAUUGCCUUAAGGAGUAGCCCUGUCCUCAAUACCCUGUACACCACGGUGCUCUCGUUACUUGCUCACCCGCAGCAUGGCAGUACAGUGGCACACGGGUUCACAAGUCUGCUGCAACCUGACGACAUGCUGACGAAGCAGAGCCACUGCCAGAUCUCUGGAUUGCACAAGCAGAAGAGUUUUGCGCUCCUCGUUCCCAGCAUUGUGCAGUCCUUCCGCGAGGCAUCAGCGGAGACGAAGCCGAACUACCUCAUUGCGCUGAGCGGCAUACUGAGGUGGAUGCCGUUUGACAUUGUUGUCGAAGAAGUGCACCAGCUUGUCACUCUGCUUCUGCAGUCGCUGGAUUUGAAGGGCAUUGACAACGUCAAGGAGGCAACGAUUGGCACGCUUACGUCGACGCUGGUGGAGAAGGCGGAGCUUCUCGAGGAGCACAGUGGCAGCCUCAUCUCACGGCUGCUUGCAAACGCCACAGUGGGCAAGGAGUCGGCACCCCAGGCCAAGGUUCGCGUCGCAGCGCUCCGCUGUUUGACGCUGGUGCCGGAGAAGUUCAAGGCGGAGACGGUGCUUCCGUAUCGCAGACAGGUGGUCAAGAAAUUGACGGCAGCGCUGGAUGAUAGGAAGAGAGAGGUUAGGAGCGCAGCGGUCAAGUGUCGGGCCAAGUGGCUAGAGAUUGACGAGGCGGGCGAUGAUGAGUAGACGAUGCGAACGAAGGUGAGGACGGUGC